Molecule: messenger RNA, 1866 nt
Organism: Bactrocera tryoni
Lineage: Eukaryota; Metazoa; Arthropoda; Insecta; Diptera; Tephritidae
Gene: Bcat
Product: branched-chain-amino-acid aminotransferase, cytosolic
Exons: 6
Coding region: 330-1658 (442 amino acids)
Biological process (GO): L-valine biosynthetic process; L-leucine biosynthetic process
Cellular component (GO): mitochondrion
Molecular function (GO): branched-chain-amino-acid:2-oxoglutarate transaminase activity
Source: RefSeq, a predicted model, not a curated record
CGAAGUGUUAAUAUUAAUUUUUUGGUUUUAGUGGUGGAAAAGAAAAAUAUAAACGCAAAGUAAAGUAAAAGUGGCAUAUAAGUGCUAGCAAAUAUUGAAUCACAGGAUCAGUAAAUUUUAAACGGGAUAGUGAUAAAAUAUAUGCGUGUAUAUGAAAUAGUUUAGAAGAAAACGGUAAAAAUUGUGAACUUGAUUGCUGAUUACAAUAGAAGCAAAACUGCAAAGGACUGACUGUGCCAAGUGUGUGGGACAGUGUGAAUAAAUAAACGAAAUUUUUUUUUUAACAUAAUCAACUUGUUGGCGAAUCUCAUAAUAAUUGACCCAGCAAGAUGACUACCAAAAUGGCGAUUAAUGCAAAGGAUAUAUUCCGCAACCAGCAUAGACUAAUACGAUUCAUUGAGCAAUCAAUACGUUUGUGCAGCAAUCAGUCAUUGAAGACCGCACAGAAACACGCCAAACAACAGGCCGAGCCAGACUUCCAGAUCACCACAUCGAUCUCCAGCGCAUACACAGCUGCGCCGGAACCCAUCAAACACGAUGCGGAUGUGGGCCAACAGUUCGCUGCCGUACAAUUGGCCGUACGCCUGGCUGCGCCACAGCAAUUGCAACCCAAACCAGAUAAUGAUGACGCUUUAAGUUUUGGCAAAGUAUUCACCGAUCACAUGUUGAAAAUCUACUACCACCGGAGUUUGGGUGGUUGGCAGCGACCGGAGAUUACGCCGCUCGAAAAUCUCGUUAUGCAUCCCGCGGCAAAAGUAUUGCACUACGCUGUAGAGCUUUUUGAGGGCAUGAAAGCUUAUCGCGGUGUCGAUGGCAAAAUUCGCAUUUUCCGCCCCAACAUGAAUAUGAAUCGUAUGAAUCUCACAGCAAGACGUUCCGGCCUGCCCACAUUCGAAGGUGAAGAAUACAUCAAGUGUCUGUCCCGCCUCAUAUCUAUCGACUCCGAAUGGGUGCCACACAGUGAAGCUGCCAGCUUAUAUAUCCGCCCCACAUUGAUCGGUAUCGACCCGACGCUCGGUGUUGCCUCCUCCGACUCUGCCCUGCUCUACACAAUACUCAGCCCCGUGGGUUGUUACUUUAAGUCUGACAGUGAUGGUGCGGUUUCACUGCUCGCAGAUCCGCGCUACACAAGAGCGUGGCCCGGCGGUGUUGGCAAUCGUAAAAUGGGCUCAAACUAUGCACCCACGAUCAACGUACAAAAAGAGGCUGCCCAAAAGGGCCUGCAACAAGUGUUGUGGUUGUACGGCGAGGAUCAUCAACUCACCGAAGUGGGCACAAUGAACAUUUUCAUGUUCUACGUCAACGAAAAUGGAGAGAAAAUAUUGGUUACACCACCACUUAGCGGUCUCAUUCUGCCCGGCAUUACAAGAGACUCGAUACUCACGUUAGCCCGACAACUGGGUCAAUUUGAGGUGCGCGAAGAAGUGAUCACCAUGCCACAAGUCUGCGAGCUGCUCAAUCAAGGAAGACUGCUCGAACUGUUUGGCACUGGUACAGCGUGUGUGGUCAGCCCCAUUAAUCGCAUCAAUUAUUUGGGCACCGAUCUCUACAUACCCACCAUGGAGCAGGAGAAGCCCAUACACGAAUGGAUACGUGAUACACUAUCGGCCAUUCAAUAUGGCAAAAUAGAUCACCCAUGGGCGGUGGUCAUUGAUUAAUAGUACACACUCACGUGCUACGUCUUCGAAAUCCUGCAACUUCUGUUGUUGGAUUCUUAGCAAAAGGAAGUGUAUUAAUAGUUUUAAAUUUUCUUCUUUUGAGAGAAAUAGCUUUACUAUCACUAUUUACCUAUAAUUUAAUUAGUCGCUUAGCUUAUGGUAUGGACAAAAGCAGCGCUAACGGGUAUUUUAUCCACAAUUACCUUUA